This is a messenger RNA of Bufo gargarizans (Asiatic toad), 2416 nucleotides long. RefSeq names its product leucine rich repeat and fibronectin type III domain containing 1 (gene LRFN1). Lineage: Eukaryota; Metazoa; Chordata; Amphibia; Anura; Bufonidae. Gene Ontology annotation, molecular function: protein binding. The record is from RefSeq and is a predicted model, not a curated record.
GGUUGCUUGAGGCGGGGGCUGCUGCAGAAAGGGCGGCCAGUGCUGGCACCAGGUGGAUGGCAUGGCGCAGGGAGAGCCCAGCUGAAGAUACAACUAAACUCCCUUGUUGCAAUGUACACAUGACAGCGACUCCAGCUUGUUAACUCCAAGAUGUAAUAUCCCAGCACUGUUAAGAGACUCUUUUGGCCAAGGGGCCAUGGAGAAGUUGCUAUGCCUGCUGCUGAUGGGAGCUCUGGGGUACGUUGGGAGCGCACAGUAUUGCCCCGGUCGCUGUAUCUGUCAGAUCAACUCUCCAACUCUCACCAUGCUGUGUGCCAAGACAGGACUUCUCUUCGUUCCACCAGCCAUUGACCGAAAGACAGUAGAGUUACGACUAACAGAUAAUUUUAUCACCAUCAUUCGACGCAAGGACUUCAGCAACAUGACCAAUCUGGUGCAUCUGACACUGUCACGGAAUACUAUUAUCCAAAUUGUACCACUGGCGUUCUCCGACCUACGUUCUCUAAGAGCUUUGCAUAUGAACAGCAACAGACUUUCCGCCCUGAGGAAUGAGCAUUUUCGUGGCUUGGGCAAUCUACGCCAUUUAAUUUUAGGUAACAACCAAAUAAAUUCUAUCCAGCCUGGGUCAUUUAAUGAGUUUGUCUCCACUGUAGAGGAUCUUGACUUGUCCUAUAACAACCUCGAACAACUGCCCUGGGAAGACAUUGGCCAAAUGGUGAAUCUGAACACCUUAACUCUAGACCAUAAUUUAAUUGACCACAUUGCAGAAGGAACUUUCACUAUGUUGCAUAAGCUUGUGAGGCUUGACAUGACCUCUAAUCGUUUGCACAAGCUGCCUCCAGACAACCUUUUUCAGUCUCAAGUUAUGGCCAGUUCAAGAGGUUCAAGUUCAUCUCUCUCCAUAAGCUUUGGUGGGAAUCCUCUACAUUGUAAUUGUGAGCUUUUAUGGCUUAGACGACUGACAAGGGAGGAUGACCUUGAGACUUGUGCCUCUCCAGAACAGCUUACAGACAAGUAUUUUUGGUCAAUUCAAGAGGAGGAAUUUAUCUGUGAGCCUCCACUCAUUACUAAACACUAUGCCAGCAAACAGUUUGUCAUGGAAGGACAAAGCGUCAGCCUUAAGUGCAAAGCGGUAGGAGACCCUGAACCAUCAGUCCACUGGAUUGGUCCAGAUGGAAAACUAAUCCAUAAUACAACAAGGAUGGUAGUUCAUGACAAUGGAACUUUAGAUAUUGCCAUUACAACACUGAAAGAUAGUGGUUUUUUCACAUGUAUAGCAUCAAAUGCAGCUGGUGAGACCACUGCUCCAGUGGAGCUUGCAGUAGUACCCCUUCCACUGCUGGUGAACAAUACGGCUCAUAUUAAAGAACCUGAUCCUGGGUCCUCUGAUAUCACAACUUCUACUAAGUCUGGAUUUAAUGAUACCAAGAAUUUACAAGAUAGGAGAAUUCUGGUGGACAAGUUGAAGACAACUUCAGUUGUUAUCCAGUGGCCAUCACAGCGUCAUAUCCCUGGGAUCCGCAUGUAUCAGAUUCAGUAUAACAGCUCUUUAGAUGACUCUUUAGUGUACAGGAUGAUCCCACCGAGUAACCGAAGCUUCUUGGUCAAUGAUUUGGCUCCUGGACGUGAGUAUGACCUCUGUGUCCUGGCUGUCUAUGAUGACGGGAUGACUUCACUAACUGCUACUCGAGUGGUGGGAUGUGUCCAGUUCAACACAAAAGAAGAAGGUGCGCAAUGUCAACCGCUCCACACCCAGUUUCUUGGAGGCACUAUGAUCAUUAUCAUUGGUGGAAUUAUUGUGGCUUCUGUGUUGGUGUUUAUCAUCAUCCUAAUGAUCCGAUAUAAAGUGUACAGUGGCCAGGAGGAAAGUGGCAAAGCAAGGGUCAGUAAUGUAUAUUCCCAAACAAAUGGGCAACAAGGCAUGGCUUGUGCUCAUUCCUGUGCCAAGUUGGGAGAAAAUAACUAUGAACCAUUGCCCCCAGCUUCCAAAGAGCCCCAAGUGGAGGGCAAAGACCCUGGUAAAGGGGAGAACCAACCUUGUUCACCUAUUCCAGCUCCUCUAAUGGAAAUGGACAAGAGGAGAACUAAGACAUCUAGUGAUCUUCAAACAGUGGCUCUUUUGUCUUCUCUCUCAGGAGACCAGACAGAGACCAGCGCAUUAGGUUCCACCACCUCAUUAUGUCUGAUUACUUCGGAAGGACAGGCACAUGUGGGGACCAAAGCUCCUCCCAGGACUUAUCAACAUAGAUUCUCCUUCGAUGGAGACUACUCUCUGUUCCAGAGCCACAGUUAUCCUCGCAGGGCACGGACAAAGAGACACAUGUCCGCCUUGGAGUUGCACAACCAAGAAGCUGACCUUGGACAUCGAAGAGUCACAUUUAGCAGCACAGAGUGGAUGCUAGAGAGCACCGUGUGA